UCGGCUGCUGUCAUGGGCACCGACAGCCGCGCGGCCGGAGCGCUCCUGGCGCGGGCCAGCACCCUGCACCUGCAGACGGGGAACCUGCUGAACUGGGGCCGCCUGCGGAAGAAGUGCCCGUCCACGCACAGCGAGGAGCUUCGAGAUUGUAUUCAAAAGACCUUAAAUGAGUGGAGUUCCCAAAUCAGCCCAGAUUUGAUCAGGGAGUUUCCAGAUGUCUUGGAAUGUACUGUAUCUCAUGCAGUAGAAAAGAUAAAUCCCGAUGAAAGAGAAGAAAUGAAAGUUUCUGCAAAACUGUUCAUUGUAGGAUCAAACUCUUCAUCAUCGACUAGAAAUGCAGUCGACAUGGCCUGCUCAGUCCUUGGAGUUGCACAGCUGGAUUCUGUGAUCAUUGCUUCACCUCCUAUUGAAGAUGGAGUGAAUCUUUCCUUGGAACAUUUGCAGCCUUACUGGGAAGAAUUACAAAACUUAGUUCAGAGCAAAAAGAUUGUUGCUAUUGGGACCUCUGAUCUGGACAAAACCCAGUUGGAGCAGCUGUAUCAGUGGGCACAGGUAAAACCAAAUAGUAACCAAGUUAAUCUUGCCUCCUGCUGUGUGAUGCCACCUGAUUUGACUGCAUUUGCUAAACAGUUUGACAUACAGCUAUUGACUCAUAAUGAUCCAAAAGAACUGCUUUCUGAAGCAAGUUUCCAAGAAGCACUUCAGGAGAGCAUCCCUGACAUUCGAGCACAUGAGUGGGUGCCUCUGUGGCUACUGCGGUACUCGGUUAUUGUUAAAAGUAGAGGAAUUAUCAAAUCAAAAGGCUACAUCUUACAAGCUAAAAGAAAGGGUUCCUAACUGCAGCUUAGGACCAUAACCUACUGACCGGUAUUUUCCUUGAAUAUAAGAUAAAAUUGAGAUGUGUAAAAAUCUAAUUACUGCCUGUAAGUGUGCCUUGGAGGCAGAUAUUCUUUAGUUAUAUUUGACAAUAUGUUAUCUGUCAAGUUUGAAUACUUCUCUUGCUUCCAUAUCAGUUCACUCACAUGAACCACUCUAUUGUUUUCAUUAAACUAUUGUUUUCCAAUUGAAAUUGUCUAUAAAGAAUAUACUUGCAAUAUAUUUUUCCUUUAUUUUUAUGAUAAUAGCAAUCAAGAAAAUUUGUCAUUAG
Budorcas taxicolor (takin) is the source of this 1147-nucleotide messenger RNA. It is a transcript of the gene GCLM, whose product is annotated as glutamate-cysteine ligase modifier subunit. Gene Ontology annotation, molecular function: enzyme regulator activity; glutamate-cysteine ligase catalytic subunit binding. The transcript has 7 exons. Bases 13 to 837 code for a protein of 274 amino acids. The record is from RefSeq and is a predicted model, not a curated record. Gene Ontology annotation, biological process: glutathione biosynthetic process. NCBI's taxonomy places the organism in Eukaryota, Metazoa, Chordata, Mammalia, Artiodactyla, Bovidae. Gene Ontology annotation, cellular component: glutamate-cysteine ligase complex.